This is a messenger RNA of Dermacentor silvarum, 804 nucleotides long. RefSeq lists its product as uncharacterized. Bases 1 to 573 code for a protein of 190 amino acids. The record is from RefSeq and is a predicted model, not a curated record. The transcript has 3 exons. NCBI's taxonomy places the organism in Eukaryota, Metazoa, Arthropoda, Arachnida, Ixodida, Ixodidae.
AUGAAAAAUGCUCCUGAGCCGGUGGCCAGCGUUUUCCAUGGUGCCCUGCUGCUGGACCCACUAUGUUUCAAGGCGUCGAGCCAGUACGCGGUGGUUCUGAUUAUUCCGCGUGUGUUGACGCAGGCGGUUCUGCUGCCGCGCUUCUCCUACCCGUUGAGCUCCGACCCGACACAGACGCAGCGAGAGCCAUGUAAGCGCAAGCCGCUCCGGUUCGUCCAGUGGCCGGAAGACGUCGAUUAUUGCGGAUCGUUGUCGCGCUCUUCUGGCACCGAGCUCAGCGCGAGGGAGGAGCAGGACGCACAGAACCAUCGCCGGAAUUGGCGGACCAUAGAGCGGGCCGGUCACCCUCUCUCCGGGCAGAUGGGCCGGAAGAUCCCCGAGACGAUGGCCGUUGCUGAGCCCUGCUUUGAGCUGCCUUUCUUCAGCGACAUCAGCCGAGAGCAACCCGAGCAUCCUCACCUGCUUAACGAAUGGACGACGCUGCAGAGGUGGAAGACAUCGAAGACGGCCUCAAGGCGCGCCAUCUUGUCGCCACUGAUCCACGACGGAAGGGCGGUGUGCACAGUCACCUGACGCGGAAUGCUCGCCAGGCCCAAUUUAAAUUAAUUAAUCAUAUAAACCGUGAUGAGAGGAUUCGAGCGAAAAACAUGGGAUUUUGAGUGGGCCCAAAAAUACCGACGCCUUACGGAAAAUAGCUCAAACAUCUAUAAUUUAGGAAGCUUCAACCGAAAGGCUGGCCGAAGAGCGCGUGCUACGGUGCUCACGCCGUUCGUGCAUUUGGCACAUGAUAUGUUAAUGUGGUUU